UUCAAGAUGGAGCUGUUGCUUCUGCUGGUGACACUGACAUCAUGUGCAGCAAUUCCUCAAAAUCUGGUGAAUAAAAUGUUCACAUUCCCACAAGAAAGCGCCACAGCUCAUGUGAGACUCACUACAUCAAGACAAGAUCUGAGAGCUGUAACUGUCUGUCUUAGGACCUUCUCAGACAUCAAAAGGGACCAGGCGUUCUUCUCUUUGGCAACACCCUCUAAAACCAAUGACUUUCUUAUAUUCAAGCUAGGUGUAGCUGAUAAGUUUAACCUGCAUGUUAGAGACAAAUAUGCAGCUGUUGAAGGGCAUGACUGGAAACUGAACACUUGGCACUCAGUCUGUGUCACAUGGGACGCUGCAUCUGGACUGGUUCAACUGUGGCUAGAUGGAAAACCUUCAAGCAGGAAAUUUGUCAGCUCUGGAUCUAAUAUAAAUGGACCCUUUAUAAUUGUUUUGGGACAGGAUCAAGAUACCUUUGGUGGUGGUUUUGAUACAAAACAGUCAUUUGUUGGCAUGAUGACUGACGUCCACAUGUGGGACUACACCCUUUCCCCCUGUGAGAUCCAGCGCCACGCGGAUGGUCUAAUUUUCAACUCAGGGAAUGUGCUCAAGUGGGAGUCACUGGAAUUUCAGGCCAAUGGAAAAGUGCUUAUUGAAGAAAAACAAAACAGGUGUUGUUGCAAUGCAAACACAAAUUUUGUAUAA
Messenger RNA from Melanotaenia boesemani (Boeseman's rainbowfish), 705 nucleotides. RefSeq names its product C-reactive protein-like. The record is from RefSeq and is a predicted model, not a curated record. Bases 7 to 705 code for a protein of 232 amino acids. The transcript has 5 exons. NCBI's taxonomy places the organism in Eukaryota, Metazoa, Chordata, Actinopteri, Atheriniformes, Melanotaeniidae.